Messenger RNA from Crotalus tigris (Tiger rattlesnake), 907 nucleotides. It is a transcript of the gene ADI1, whose product is annotated as acireductone dioxygenase 1. Lineage: Eukaryota; Metazoa; Chordata; Lepidosauria; Squamata; Viperidae. Bases 53 to 595 code for a protein of 180 amino acids. Gene Ontology annotation, molecular function: acireductone dioxygenase [iron(II)-requiring] activity. The transcript has 4 exons. The record is from RefSeq and is a predicted model, not a curated record.
CUGGUCGGAGGCGGCGCGGGAGGCGGGAGCUGAGCCUCGGUGGCAGGGGACGAUGGUGGAGGCUUGGUAUAUGGACGAUUCCCGGGAGGACCCCCGGAAGCCGCAUCGCCCAGAGCCGGAGCGGCCGGUCAGCCUAGAGCAGCUGAGCCGGCUGGGCGUCUUCUACUGGAAACUGGAUGCUGACAACUACGAGACCGACCCAGAAUUAGCAAAAAUUCGUAAGGAGAAGAAGUAUUCUUGGAUGGAUAUAAUAACGAUAAGCAAAGAUAUGCUGCCAAAUUAUGAAGAGAAGAUAAAAAAUUUUUACGAAGAGCACUUACACCUGGAUGAUGAGAUUCGCUACAUCCUGGAAGGAAGUGGAUAUUUUGAUGUUCGUGAUAAAGAUGAUAAGUGGAUCCGGAUUGCUAUGGAGAAAGGCGACAUGAUCACGCUUCCUGCUGGCAUCUAUCACCGAUUUACACUGGAUGAAUCUAAUUAUGUCAAGGCAAUGAGACUGUUUGUUGGAGAACCCGUGUGGACCGCUCAUAACAGACCAGCUGACCACUUUCCUGCUCGAGCACAGUACCAACAGUUUUUGUCACAAAUGGUACAAUAAACCAAUAGGACAACAUGAGGCAUGGAACACCCUGCAACAUCUGUAACAUUAAAAUGGCAAAGCGGCUAUGUCAGGGGUAGGCAACCUUGGCUCAUAUGGCUCAGGAAUUCUGGAAGUUGAAGUCCACAAGUCAUAAAAGGGCCAAGGUUGCCUACCCCCCUGGGCUAUGUUAACAGCAUCUACAGGUGAUAAAUCUUUGAUUUCCCUUUUCAAAUAAAAAAUUUUAAUAUCAGAUUUUGUCCUCGGAUGGAUUUCUACUUACAGUAGUGAUUUAUGUAGUUUGCAGAUCUCAGUUGAGAAUAUCAAUACUUU